Molecule: messenger RNA, 7351 nt
Organism: Cebus imitator (Panamanian white-faced capuchin)
Lineage: Eukaryota; Metazoa; Chordata; Mammalia; Primates; Cebidae
Gene: CROCC
Product: ciliary rootlet coiled-coil, rootletin
Exons: 36
Coding region: 318-6164 (1948 amino acids)
Biological process (GO): centrosome cycle
Source: RefSeq, a predicted model, not a curated record
GAAGGGGGCUGGGGGUGCCCACAGCGUCCCCUCCAUGAGCUUGGGACUGGCGGGGGCACAGGAGGCCGAGCUGACACUAGAGACGGUUAUCCAGGUGCGUCCUGGGGGCUGUGCCUACCCUGUCCGGGGCUGUAGCGUGAACUUAGCAGGAGUGGUGAGAGACACUGGAGAGCAGCGUCCUGUGCCAGGAGAAGGGUUCGGGGGCACGGGACCUGGCCCAGGACGCUCAGACCAGCAGCCUGCCUGCCUGCAUCAGGGAGAUUGUCACUCGCAACCUCUCUCGGCCUGAGAGCCCAGUCCCGCUGCCGGCCACAGAGAUGGCAUCGCUGCUGUCACUGCAGGAGGAGAACCAGCUGCUGCAGCAGGAGCUGUCCCGCGUGGAGGACCUGCUGGCCCAGAGCCGGGCCGAGCGCGAUGAGCUCGCCAUUAAGUACAACGCGGUCAGCGAGAGGCUGGAGCAGGCUGUGCGGCUGGAGUCUGGGGAGCUGGAGACACAGGAGCCCAGGGGGCUGGUACGGCAGAGCGUGGAGUUGCGGAGGCAGCUGCAGGAGGAGCAGGCCUCCUACCGGCGCAAGCUGCAGGCCUACCAGGAGGGCCAGCAGCGGCAGGCCCAGCUUGUGCAGCGGCUGCAGGCCAAGAUUCUCCAAUACAAGAAGAGGUGCUCAGAGCUGGAGCGGCAGCUGCUGGAGAGAUCCGGAGAGCUGGAGCAGCAGCGGCUGAGGGAAACAGAGCACAGCCAAGACCUGGAGAGCGCCCUCAUCCGGCUGGAGGAGGAGCAGCAGAGGAGUGCCAGCCUGGCCCAGGUGAAUGCCAUGCUCCGAGAGCAGCUGGACCAGGCAGGCUCGGCCAACCAGGCUCUGAGUGAGGACAUACGAAAGGUGACCAGUGACUGGACACGCAGCUGCAAGGAGCUGGAGCAGCGGGAGGCUGCAUGGAGGCGCGAGCAGGAGUCCUUCAACGCCUACUUCAGCAACGAGCACAGUCGCCUGCUCCUCCUCUGGAGGCAGGUGGUGGGGUUCCGGCGGCUGGUCAGCGAGGUGAAGAUGUCCACCGAGAGGGACCUGCUGCAGCUGGGAGGGGAGCUGGCCCGGACAUCACGAGCUGUCCAGGAGGCAGGCCUGGGACUGAGCACCGGGCUGCGGCUGGCAGAGAGCCGGGCGGAAGCAGCCCUGGAGAAGCAGGCCCUGCUGCAGGCCCAGCUGGAGGAGCAACUACGGAACAAGGUGCUCCGUGAGAAGGACCUGGCCCAGCAGCAGAUGCAAAGUGACCUGGACAAGGCUGACCUCAGUGCCAGAGUGACAGAGCUGGCCCUGGCAGUGGAGCGUCUUCAGAAGCAGAAUCUGGAGAAGGAUCAGGUCAACAAGGACCUCACCGAGAAGCUUGAGGCACUGGAAUCCCUGCGGCUACAGGAGCAGGCGGCCCUGGAGACAGAGGAUGGAGAGGGGCUGCAGCAGACCCUAAGGGACCUGGCACAGGCCGUCCUGUCCGAUGCUGAGAGCGGCGUCCACCUGAGCGGCUCCGAGCGCACCGCGCAUGCAUCCGAUGGCAGCCUGCGGGGGCUCUCGGGGCAGCGGACCCCGUCCCCACCGCGGCGCUCCUCGCCGGGCCGCGGCCGUUCGCCCCGCCGAGGCCCGUCCCCGGCCUUCUCAGACUCCUCCACGCUCGCCCUGAUCCACUCUGCUCUGCACAAGCGCCAGCUGCAGGUCCAGGACAUGCGGGGGCGCUAUGAAGCAAGUCAGGACCUGCUGGGCACCCUGCGGAAGCAGCUUAGCGACACUGAGGGGGAGCGGCGCGCCCUAGAGGAACAGCUACAGCGCCUGCGCGACAAGACCGACGGCGCCUUGCAGGCCCACGAAGACGCCCAGCGCGAGGUGCAGCGGCUGCGGAGCGCCAAUGAGCUCCUGAGCAGGGAGAAGAGCAACCUGACCCACAGCCUGCAGGUGACCCAGCAGCAGGCUGAGGAGCUGCGGCAGGAGCGGGAGAAGCUGCAGGCCACCCAGGAGGAGCUGCGGCGCCAGCGGGACCGGCUGGAGGAAGAGCAGGAGGACGCGGCGCAGGAUGGCGCGCGGGUGCGCCGGGAGCUUGAGCGCAGCCAUAGGCAACUAGAGCAGCUGGAAGGGAAGCGCUCAGUCCUGGCCAAGGAGCUGGUGGAGGUGAGGGAGGCGCUGAGUCAUGCCACACUGCAGCGGGACAUGCUGCAGGCCGAGAAGGCCGAGGUGGCCGAGGCGCUGACCAAGGCUGAGGCUGGCCGCGUGGAGCUCGAGCUCUCCAUGACUAAGCUGAGAGCAGAGGAGGCCUCCCUGCAGGACUCCCUGUCCAAGAUGAGUGCCCUCAACGAGAGCCUCGCUCAGGACAAGUUGGAUCUGAACCGCCUUGUCGCCCAGCUGGAGGAAGAAAAGGCAGCCCUGCAGGGCUGGCAGCGGCGGGCAGAGCAGGAGGCCACAGUGGCGCGGGAAGAGCAGGAGCGGCUGGAGGAGCUGAGGUUGGAGCAGGAGGUGGCGCGGCAGGGCCUGGAGGGCUCCCUACGAGUGGCGGAGCAGGCACAGGAGGCGCUGGAGCAGCAGCUCCCCACACUGCGCCAUGAGCGCAGCCGGCUGCAGGAGCAGCUAGCCCAGCUUUCCCGGCAGCUGAGUGGGCGGGAGCAGGAGCUGGAGCAGGCCCGGCGGGAGGCCCAGCGGCAGGCGGAGGCGCUGGAGCGUGCAGCCCGGGAGAAGGAGGCACUAGCCAAGGAGCGCUCUGGCCUGGCCGUGCAGCUGGCAGCUGCAGAGCGUGAAGGCAGGACCCUGUCAGAGGAGGCCACACGCCUGCGCUUGGAGAAGGAAGCCCUGGAGAGUAGCCUGUUUGAGGUGCAGCGGCAGCUAGCCCAGCUUGAGGCCCGCCAGGAGCAGCUGGAAGCCGACGGGCAGGCCCUGCUGCUGGCCAAGGAGACCCUGACUGGGGAGUUGGCGGGCCUGCGGCAGCAAAUAAUAGCUACACAAGAGAAAGCCAGUCUAGACAAGGAGCUGAUGGCCCAGAAGCUGGUGCAGGCUGAGCGGGAAGCCCAGGCCUCUCUGCGGGAGCAGCGGGCAGCCCAUGAGGAGGACUUACAGCGACUCCAGCGAGAAAAGGAGGCAGCAUGGCGGGAGCUGGAGGCCGAGCGAGCCCAGCUGCAGAGUCAGCUGCAGCGUGAGCAGGAGGAGCUGCUGGCCCGGCUAGAGGCCGAGAAGGAAGAGCUGAGUGAGGAGAUCGCUGCCCUGCAGCAGGAGCGCGACGAGGGCCUCCUCCUGGCUGAGAGCGAGAAGCAGCAGGCUUUGUCUCUGAAGGAGUCUGAGAAGACAGCGCUGUCAGAGAAGUUGAUGGGCACACGGCACAGCCUGGCCACCAUCUCCCUGGAGAUGGAGCGGCAGAAACGGGACGCCCAGAGCCGGCAGGAGCAGGACCGGAGCACCGUGAACGCUCUGACAUCCGAGCUGCGGGACCUACGGGCCCAGAUGGAGGAGGCUGCUGCGGCCCACGCCCAGGAGGUGAGGAGGCUGCAAGAGCAGGGCCGAGACCUGGGCAAACAGCGAGACUCCUGUCUUCGCGAGGCAGAAGAGCUUCGGACCCAGCUGCGUCUUCUGGAAGAUGCCCGCGACGGGCUGCGGCGGGAGCUGCUGGAGGCCCAGCGCAAGCUGCGUGAGAGCCAGGAGGGCCGUGAGGUGCAGCGCCAGGAGGCGGGCGAGCUGCGGCGCAGCUUGGGCGAGGGCACCAAGGAGCGCGAGGCCCUGCGGCGCUCCAAUGAGGAGCUGCGGGCUGCUGUGAAGAAGGCAGAGGGCGAGCGCAUCAGCCUGAAGCUUGCCAACGAGGACAAGGAGCAGAAGCUGGCACUCCUAGAGGAGGCACGGACAGCUGUGGGCAAGGAGGCUGGGGAGCUGCGGACGGGGCUGCAGGAGGUGGAGCGCUCACGGCUGGAGGCUCGGCGGGAGCUGCAGGAGCUCCGGCGGCAGAUGAAGAUGCUGGACAGUGAGAACACCCGGCUGGGCCGAGAGCUGGCAGAGCUGCAGGGCCGCCUGGCGCUGGGUGAGCGGACAGAGAAGGAGAGCCGACGGGAGACCCUGGGCCUCCGGCAGAGGCUGCUGAAGGGCGAGGCCAGCCUGGAGGUGAUGCGGCAGGAGCUCCAGGUAGCCCAGCGGAAGCUGCAGGAACAAGAAGGCGAGUUCCGGACCCGCGAACGAAGCCUGCUGGGCUCCCUGGAGGAGGCACGCGCCACUGAAAAGCAGCAGCUGGACCACGCCCGCGGCCUGGAGCUGAAGCUGGAAGCGGUGCGGGCCGAGGCUGCAGAGCUGGGCCUGCGGCUGAGCGCGGCCGAGGGCCGGGCACAAGGCCUGGAGGCCGAGCUGGCCCGCGUGGAGUCGCAGCGGCGCGCGGCGGAGGCCCAGCUUGGCGGCCUGCGCUCGGCUCUGCGCCGGGGCCUUGGCCUUGGUCGCGCGCCCAGCCCUGCCCCGCAACCGGUGCCCGGCUCCCCUGCCCGGGAUGCGCCCGCUGGAGGAAGCAGGGAAGGGCUCAGCAGCCCCAGCACCUUGGAAUGCAGCCCUGGGUCCCAGCCACCAUCUCCAGGACCUGCUACCUCCCCAGCUCCUCCAGACCUGGACCCAGAGGCAGUGCGUGGGGCCCUCCGGGAAUUCCUGCAGGAGCUUCGAAGCGCCCAGAGAGAACGGGACGAACUUCGGACCCAGACCAGUGCCCUGAAUCGCCAGCUGGCUGAGAUGGAGGCUGAGAGGGACAGCGCAACGUCGAGGGCCCGGCAGCUGCAGAAGGCGGUGGCUGAGAGUGAGGAAGCCCGGCGCAGUGUGGAUGGGCGGCUGAGCGGGGUCCAGGCGGAGCUGGCGCUGCAGGAGGAGAGUGUGCGGCGCAGUGAGCGGGAGCGCCGGGCCACGCUGGACCAGGUGGCCACGCUGGAGAGGAGCCUGCAGGCCACUGAGAGCGAGCUCCGGGCCAGCCAGGAGAAGAUUAGCAAGAUGAAGGCCAAUGAAACGAAGCUGGAGGGCGACAAGCGGCGCCUGAAGGAGGUCCUGGACGCCUCUGAGAGCCGCACCGUCAAGCUGGAGCUGCAGCGGCGCUCGCUUGAGGGGGAGCUGCAGCGCAGCCGCCUGGGCCUGAGCGACCGCGAGGCCCAGGCCCAGGCUCUUCAGGAUCGGGUGGACUCCCUGCAGAGACAGGUGGCGGACAGCGAGGUGAAAGCAGGGACCCUGCAGCUGACCGUGGAGCGGCUGAAUGGGGCCCUGGCCAAGGUGGAGGAAAGCGAGGGGGCCCUGCGGGACAAGGUGCGGGGACUGACAGAGGCCCUGGCCCAGAGCAGCACGAGCCUCAACAGCACCCAGGACAAGAACCUGCAUCUACAGAAGGCUCUGACUGCCUGUGAACAUGACCGCCAAGUGCUCCAGGAACGGCUGGAUGCUGCCCGGCAGGCGUUGUCUGAGGCGCGGAAGCAGAGCAGCUCCCUGGGUGAGCAGGUGCAGACGUUGCGAGGCGAGGUGGCUGACCUGGAGCUGCAGCGGGUGGAGGCCGAGGGCCAGCUACAACAGCUACGGGAGGUGCUGCGGCAGCGGCAGGAGGGCGAGGCUGCAGCCCUGCACACAGUCCAGAAGCUGCAGGACGAGCGGCGGCUGCUGCAGGAGCGUCUGGGCAGCCUGCAGCGCGCCCUGGCUCAGCUGGAAGCCGAGAAGCGGGAGGUGGAGCGCUCAGCCCUGCGUCUGGAGAAGGACCGCCUAGCCCUCAGGAGGACGCUGGACAAGGUGGAGCGGGAGAAGCUUCGCAGCCAUGAAGACACAGUGCGGCUGAGCGCAGAGAAGGGCCGCCUGGAUCGCACCCUCACAGGGGCCGAGCUGGAGCUGGCCGAGGCACAGAGGCAGAUCCAGCAGCUGGAGGCACAGGUGGUGGCGCUGGAGCAGAGCCACAGCCCAGCCCAGCUGGAGGUGGACGCACAGCAGCAGCAGCUGGAGCUGCAGCGGGAGGUGGAGCGCCUGCGCAGUGCCCAGGCGCAGACCGAGCGCACCCUGGAGGCACGAGAGCGGGCCCACCGCCAGAGGGUGUGCGGGCUGGAGGAGCAGGUAGAAGGCCCCCUCAGAAGGCUGGGCCAGGAUGGAUGUGUGGGGCUGGAGGAAGAGGAGGGGGCCAGUCAAGACCUCGUGGGUAUAGGCAGUUGAUGGCUCCCAUAGCCAAAAAGAGUGUGGUUGGCUCUGUGCUGGUAUCGCCCAAGACUAGACCAGGGGCCACGGGAUGCUCCUGGGCCCCAGGCCUUCCUGCUAGACUCUGCUCCCCUAGCUCCAUCAGGGCAGCCUUCUCCAUGGGAGGCCACAUGGCCUCAGCAGCUCCAGCCUCCGGUUCUCCCAGCAACCUGUCAUCCCAGAGGAGAGCGGCUGCAGAAGCCCAGGCCUGUCCCUCACUGGCCCGCUCAGAUCACAUGCCCCUUCCUGACUAUACCUGAGCCAGCCUUGUCUGCCAGGCAAUGCUGCUCUGCUGGGCCAGACUAGGUCACAUGUCCACCCCUUGGGUCUGGGCUGGAGCCACGCCUACUCGUGAUGAUGGGGAUAAAGAAUGGGUGUGGAGUUCUCAAAGGCUCGGAACAGUCAGAAGACACCUGACUGCUGUAAGAAAUAAAAUGAGGGCAGCCCCUGGCUCUCAGCGAGGCCAGACCUUUCCUGAAACUGUGGCACUGGGUCCCUCCAGGUUCCCGGCUGCCUCCCUUUCUCUGAAGCCAGGCUGAGUACCGGCUAUCCUCACCUUCUCUUUCUUCCCCAGGUGUCCACACUGAAGGGACAGUUGCAGCAGGAGCUUCGAAGGAGCUCAGCACCCUUCUCCCCGCCCUCCGGCCCCCCAGAGAAAUGAGCCUCUGUUGGCAUCUAGAGAACAGCCCUGUGCCCGGGACAGGGGAGGGCCCUCCUUUUGGACAGCACCCCCAAACCUGGUCCCUUGGGGGCCCCCAGCCGGGGUGGGAUGAGAAGGUGUUCCACUUCUCAUCAGGGCUGAGGAGAGGUACUCCAGCUCCAGGCCUAGAGGCUUCCCGGCAUCCAGCGGGGCCCACCUCAUUCCAGCCCCCUCUUCCAGGACAAGCCACUGCAGAUCUUACAGGGUCCUCCUUUAGAGGCUGAGCCAUAGCCAGGGUUGGGGAGAGCCCUUUUCUCUGGUCAGCUCUGGAGCAUGAGCUCAUGGGAAAGAGGAGGGGGAGCAGGCCCAGGCCCUGAUUCCAGCUUCCCAGAGAUCUCUCCGCCUUAGUUCAGAGUGUGUGUCAGGAAAUUUCUCAGUGCUCAGAGUCCCUGUAUUUUUAUACUUUUACAAUGUUAACUGUUCAGAACUGUUUUUUGUAACAAGACUUCGUUUUCUAAAAAGUUUA